Messenger RNA from Opisthorchis viverrini, 1149 nucleotides. RefSeq lists its product as hypothetical. Lineage: Eukaryota; Metazoa; Platyhelminthes; Trematoda; Opisthorchiida; Opisthorchiidae. Gene Ontology annotation, cellular component: COPII-coated ER to Golgi transport vesicle; Golgi membrane; endoplasmic reticulum membrane. Bases 1 to 1149 code for a protein of 382 amino acids. The record is from RefSeq and is a predicted model, not a curated record. The transcript has 7 exons. Gene Ontology annotation, biological process: endoplasmic reticulum to Golgi vesicle-mediated transport.
AUGGAUUACUCUGGUAAUGUGCGCGUUGAUGCCAACGAACCCAACGGUUAUUCGCAGUUUUACCCGGGAAACGCUGCGACCAGCCAGGCAAGCUUCUACGUUCCUUCGGCGGAAUAUGUGAAUCAAGCAUCUCAUGGAGGACGUCGUUAUGUAGAACAGUCUGGUUAUCCAAAUUACAACUUCAUACCCGACCCAGCUGUAACUGGCCUGGCAAUGCAGUAUGGUUCUGCCGUUGUGGGACAAGGAGCAGAUUUCGUCCAGAGAAACGUAACUAUUGUCAUUGGUCUAAGGGUUAACAGUUACUUGGCUUCCUCGCGAAUAAAGUACUACUUCGCGGUCAACAAUUCCUAUGUCGCGAAAAAGCUCGGACUGUUGUUGUUUCCUUUUGCUCACACGAAAUGGUCAACCCAUUUUGAUCCCUCCGGACCAGUACCCCCUGGUGACGACUUGAACGCCCCCGACCUUUACAUUCCUCUGAUGGCUUUCAUUACCUAUGUUCUUGUGAGCGGAGCAAUCAUGGGCAUUCAGAGCCGAUUUUCCCCGGAACUGCUGGGCAUUCUGUCAAGCGAGGCUCUCGGGUGGCUUCUGUUGGAACUUUUGGUCUUCAUGCUCUGCAUAUACGUGUUCAAUAUACAAUCACACCUAUCGUAUCUGGAUAUCGUUGCGUUCUCGGGGUACAAGUUUGUCAGCAUGCUUGUCGUCCUUGCUGCCUAUGUAUCCCUCGAUCGACCGGGCUAUUACUUUGCCCUUGUCUACGUCAGUCUGGCGUUGGCUUUCUUUUUGAUCCGCACCCUCAAAUUGAAGUUACUACCUCACCCUGACGCCUAUCAGUCGGAAUCGAACAAACGCCGUGUCUACCUCCUCCUUGUGAUUGCCCUUAUUCAGCCGCUGCUUAUCUGGUGGCUCACGCGACGGGGCGAGAUGGCUCAGUUGUUGGAGCUCGAAUUUACUGGCCAAAAGAUCUGUGGUUCGAAACCGACCUCUGCUUCUCGACUUNAAUUUACUGGCCAAAAGAUCUGUGGUUCGAAACCGACCUCUGCUUCUCAACUUUCCCUCUCUGGGCUUGUGCAACGUGGCAGUAUCCCAGCCCUCGUGCUUCCUUCGGGUGGCAUGGCAGUUAGGCACCUGAAGCAUGCUACAGCCGAAUGA